CAGCCUAACCUUAAAACUGUUGGCUGUAGCAUCGAAAACUUGUCACGAUUGACGCGCUUUGUAUAGUUCAACAAUAUAAAUUUUUGAGUUGCUAAUUACUGAUCCAAGUUGGAACAAUAAAUAACAGAUUUUAUAAUGAAAAACAAGAACCAACUUUGUCCUCAGAAAGACACUUUACAUAGAGUAAAUUAUUUAUAUCAGGCUAGUCGUUUGAUGGCGUUAAAAAAUCGAGUUGCGGCGUCUUAUUUCGAUGACGUUUGUGAGGCAAUGUCGACUGCUGCUACUACUACUGGUGUAUGAGUACUUCUGGUUCCCUGCCUCACUAAGUUUUCUAGCAAUUCCUUAUGAGCCCCUUGCGACUGCAAAAUGUAAGUGAAGAAGUUUUUCAAUCGUGUCGCUUACGCGAUUCGUCAAAAAAUUCAAUUCGAUGAAAGCCGGCUCGGUCGGCACGCGCGUUGUUUAACGCAGGCGUUGUUUAAUGCAAGCGACUUUCUAUUUUGCCUACGGCCCCGGCGCGACACGGUGUGCACCCUGUCGCGUUUCGCUAUCGGAAUUUUAAUCUGCACGAGCAUGCAGGGCGCGGUGGACGCGCGUCGCCGAAUGCGAAGUGAAACGAGCGCGAGGUACUCGUGACAGAGCGUUUGACAUGACGACAAUUCCGUCAUUACGCCAUCGACGGAAUGCAGCUCGCCUGUGUGAAAAGCGCGUCCUAACUUUUCGUCCUCUUCACCCCCACACUUAUUUUCCCGCGUGAAUUCCGCGCCGCCAUCGAUUAUUUAUUCGGAUUAAAUGGAAAGGAAUUUUACGUUCAAAUGCAAUCGCGUUUGUGCCCGAGAGGCUGCAUUCUUUCGCGAAUUUUCCACUCGCGAUUACGUGAUUCAGAAAAUCAUUAUUGCGAAAUUACAAAAAAAAAA
Messenger RNA from Solenopsis invicta (red fire ant), 914 nucleotides. It is a transcript of the gene Rpp21, whose product is annotated as ribonuclease P protein subunit rpr2. Bases 136 to 300 code for a protein of 54 amino acids. Gene Ontology annotation, biological process: tRNA processing. The record is from RefSeq and is a predicted model, not a curated record. The transcript is spliced from 5 exons. Gene Ontology annotation, cellular component: nucleolar ribonuclease P complex. Lineage: Eukaryota; Metazoa; Arthropoda; Insecta; Hymenoptera; Formicidae.